Molecule: messenger RNA, 1642 nt
Organism: Cyanistes caeruleus (blue tit)
Lineage: Eukaryota; Metazoa; Chordata; Aves; Passeriformes; Paridae
Source: RefSeq, a predicted model, not a curated record
CUUUAAUCAGUUUAAAUGGAAUUCAAGCUUGGCUGUGGGAGCGUUGGCUUUGUUGAAUAUUGGGUGGUUUGUGAUGUUCUGCUACUUUUUGGAGCUUUGGAUGGCCCAAAAUUGACCUAAUUCAAUUCCCUCCCUGCUGUUGCAGUUCUGCUACAAUAUUAGUGAUGAAGUCCCGGAUUUGAGUCCCCAGGAUGGCUUUAAAGCACCAGGAACUAAAUCCCAGCCUUAUCCAGAGCAGAAAGGAAAUUAAAGCUUUGCUGGGAGUGUCAGAGGUGAUUGGAGCCCUCGUCCUCGCCGUUGGGAUUUAUGCAGAAAUUGAAAGACAGAAGUACAAAACUCUAGAAAGUGCCUUUCUAGCCCCAGCAAUUAUUUUAAUACUUCUGGGCAUUGUAAUGUUCCUGGUAUCCUUUGUGGGUGUACUGGCUUCUCUAAGAGACAAUUUAUGCCUUCUGCAAGCAUUCAUGUACAUCCUGGGCAUCUGCUUGCUGAUCGAGCUGACAGGUGGAGUGGUGGCCCUGAUCUUCAGGAACCAGACAAUCAAAUUUUUGAAUGAUAACAUCAGAAGAGGAAUUGAGAAUUACUACGAUGAUUUAGACUUCAAGAACAUCAUGGAUUCUGUUCAAAAGCAGUUUAAGUGCUGUGGUGGGGAAGAUUAUAGAGAUUGGUCCCAAAAUGUGUACCACAACUGUGCAGCUCCAGGACCACUGGCCUGUGGGGUGCCCUACACUUGCUGCAUCAGAAAUAAGACAGACAUUAUCAACACUAUGUGUGGAUACAAAACCAUUGACCAAGAGCGCCUGAGCGUUCAGAACGUUAUCUACGUCCGAGGGUGCACCAAUGCUGUGCUCAUUUGGUUUUUGGACAACUACAGCAUCAUGGCUGGCGUGCUGCUCGGCAUAUUGCUGCCCCAGUUCCUGGGGGUGCUGCUGUCCCUGCUGUACAUCACCCGUGUGGAGGACAUCAUCACGGAGCACAAGCUGAGCGAGAGCCUGUUCGGAGACGCGCGCCACAGAGCCGCCCCCGAGUUUGCCGGAGCCGGCUGCUGCAUGUGUUACCCGGGGUGACUUGGGGAACCCAAAACGCAGCUGAAACCAGGCAAACCCAGCAGCUUUGGUCCCUGCUGGCUGCUGCAGACUGUGGGGGUGGUGAAGCAGCCGGUUCCGGUGACCUGGGAUGCAUCGGAGCGGCCCCACGCUGCCGACGGGACCGGAGGGUGCAUUAAACCCCCUGUGGAUCUGUGGAUCAUUAAAUCUCCUGUGGAUCUGUGAUCUGUGGAUCAUUAAAUCUCCUGUGGAUCAUUAAAUCUCCUUCUGAGUGAUUGCUGAGUGAUGAGGCAGCCAGAAAUGAACCGGAGCAGAUUUGAACGUCGAUUUCUAGGAAGCGUCUUUGCGUCCCGGGGUGUUGUAUUUAAGUUUUUUGUCCUCUUUGUCUUUGUUUUCUCACUGCUUCCUGAGAGAUUUCUUACUGAUCCACAGGGUGAAUGUGGAACAUGUGUUUGAUAACGGGGUUUUAUGCUAAUCAUGAUGAAUUUACUGACAAUAAUGGAUGUGAUGCUGAUCGCUUUCAUUGCUCAGUCUUCUGUGCCUUUUAAUAACGGGGCAAAUGCCAAUGUCAGAUCAGUCAGGUAAUGCUUGAUCUAUUU